This is a messenger RNA of Alternaria triticimaculans, 813 nucleotides long. RefSeq lists its product as uncharacterized. The transcript is spliced from 5 exons. The coding region runs from base 1 to 813 and encodes 270 amino acids. Lineage: Eukaryota; Fungi; Ascomycota; Dothideomycetes; Pleosporales; Pleosporaceae. The record is from RefSeq and is a predicted model, not a curated record.
AUGAAAGCUGCCCAAAUGGGCAUGUCGACUCAAUUGCUUUUCACUGCAAUCAUUACGUUCAUGAAAGUCGCAAUUCUUCUUACCUACAUACGCAUAUUCCCGUCGAAGCUCGACAAGUGGUUCUGCCGCUUGAUGAUCUUCUACACGGUGACUCUGAAUACGGCCUGCUUCUUCAUCACGCUGUUCCAAUGCUCACCCGCCAGCACGUACUGGGAGAUCUUCAAGUACAUCAACACAGCGAAGUGCCUCAAUAUCAAGGCGAUCUACUACUUCCACUCGGCACAAAACACGUUUAGCGACUUUGUCAUCUUCCUAUGGCCCGCGAGAAACCUUUUGAACGUCCAAGUAUCGCUUCGGUACGGAGCUACCACCUUCGUCAUCAUGUCGGUAGAGAGCGGUGUAGGUGUUAUCUGCGGUUGCCUCCCAGGCUGCAAGCCCCUCAUGAACAAACUGUUCCCACGCGUCUUCGGCAACACGUCGCAAGCAUCGUCCCGCCGCCGGCCAUCAAACAACUUCCUCGGAGGCAAAUUCGCACCAACGUCAUCUUCAUCGGCAGGGAAAUCUGAGCAAGGGUCAUAUCGCAUGCAAGCUUUCCAGUCGCGUCCCGAAAUACGGCGCGGUGCGACCAUGGAGAAGCGACCCCAGCCAGACGUUGAGAAACAGCUUCCUCCGCCCCCACAGCCGUCACACCAAGGGCUGCGGCCACCCAGCCGAGCGGCUUUCACCGGAAGGAGGCAAGGAGACGCGUACAGAGAGUUACAGGGCAACGGGAGUGACUCCAGUAUAGAGAUAUUCCUUUUGCAGCGUAAUUAA